GCCGAAGAAACGGAGGGCCGGCAGUUUGGCAGGAGGGUGUUUGAACUGUAUGUAUCAUUCCUGACGAUGAAGUAAAUACGACGGGGAAGCGCCUGUUAGAAAAUGACAACUCCCAACAAAACGCCUCCUGGUGCUGAUCCCAACCAGCUCAAAAGGACUGGAACUGUUCGUGAAAUUGGAUCUCAAGCUGUAUGGUCUUUGUCAUCUUGUAAGCCAGGAUUUGGAGUUGACCAGUUACGAGAUGACAAUCUAGAAACAUACUGGCAGUCGGAUGGAUCUCAGCCUCAUUUAGUGAAUAUUCAAUUUAGAAGGAAGACAACUGUGAAAGCUUUAUGUAUUUAUGCAGACUACAAGUCAGAUGAGAGCUACACACCAAGUAAAAUCUCUGUUAGAGUGGGAAACAACUUUCACAACCUUCAGGAGAUUCGGCAACUUGAAUUAGUGGAACCCAGUGGCUGGAUACAUGUUCCUUUGACUGAUGCUCAUAAAAAGUCAAUUCGAACCUUCAUGAUUCAGAUUGCGGUUUUGGCGAAUCAUCAGAACGGGAGAGACACACACAUGAGGCAGAUUAAAGUCUUUACACCAGUGGAAGAAAGCUCUAUAGGCAAAUUCCCCAGGUGCACAACCAUUGAUUUCAUGAUGCACCGCUUCAUCCGAUGAUGCUCUAUUCCAGAUCAAAUAAACAGCUAAGAUAUUUUGGUUUCUCAUACAAAAACUUUUUUUUUUUUUUAAUUUUUCUUUGGAAGGCAUUUUUUUUACUCAGAGAAUAUUAUUAUUUUACCAUUUAGGAACACUUCCUGGAUUACCAGUUGGAAAUCUUUGACCGUUAAUUUGUGUUCAGAUGUGUUCCUCUUCGCAUUAAGUUAAAUGCCAUUUUUUAAUUUCACUUAAGGUAUACUUUUAUUAUAUUUUUAAUAAAAUAUUACUUUUUAACAUA
Molecule: messenger RNA, 937 nt
Organism: Spea bombifrons (plains spadefoot toad)
Lineage: Eukaryota; Metazoa; Chordata; Amphibia; Anura; Pelobatidae
Gene: ANAPC10
Product: anaphase promoting complex subunit 10
Exons: 5
Coding region: 103-660 (185 amino acids)
Biological process (GO): anaphase-promoting complex-dependent catabolic process; protein K11-linked ubiquitination
Cellular component (GO): anaphase-promoting complex
Source: RefSeq, a predicted model, not a curated record